AUGGUGGCAGCAGCAGCAAGCACCGGAAGGUGGAGACCAGUCAGCAGCGGUGGUAGCGAGCUCCGAGGGGCUCCAGGUGGCGGCGGCGGCGGCGGCGGCGGCGGCUGCGGCGGCGAGCUCCGAGAGGUUCCGGUCAGCGGCAGCAGUGGUGGCGGCGGUGAGUUCCGAGAGGCUCUGGGUGGCAGCAGCGUCGGCGAGUUCAGAGCGGCGGCGGUGGUGGCGGCGGCGAGUUCCAAGAGGCUCUGGGUGGCAGCGGCGUCGGCGAGCUCCGAGAGGCUCCGGCUGGCGGCGACGGUGGUGGCUGUGGUUAGCUCUGAGGGGCGGUGGGCAGUGGUGGUGGCGGCGAGCUUCGAGAGGCUCCGGGUGGCAGCUAUGGUGACGAGUGGCGGAGGCGGCGAAGGUGGUGGCAGCAUGUUCCGAGAGGCUCCGGGUGGCAGCGGCGGCGAGCUCCGAGAGGCUCCGGGUGGCAGCUAUGGUGGCGAGCGGUGGAGGCGGCGAAGUCGGUGGCGGCUUGUUCCGAGAGGCUCCGGGUGGCGGCGGCGGAGGUGGUGA
Messenger RNA from Schistocerca cancellata (South American locust), 552 nucleotides. Its product is annotated as putative lysozyme-like protein. The coding region runs from base 1 to 552 and encodes 183 amino acids. The record is from RefSeq and is a predicted model, not a curated record. The transcript has a single exon. NCBI's taxonomy places the organism in Eukaryota, Metazoa, Arthropoda, Insecta, Orthoptera, Acrididae.